Patella vulgata (common limpet) is the source of this 5968-nucleotide messenger RNA. Its product is annotated as AFG3-like protein 2. The transcript has 13 exons. Gene Ontology annotation, molecular function: metalloendopeptidase activity; ATP-dependent peptidase activity; ATP hydrolysis activity. Gene Ontology annotation, biological process: protein-containing complex assembly; mitochondrial protein processing. Bases 1 to 1560 code for a protein of 519 amino acids. NCBI's taxonomy places the organism in Eukaryota, Metazoa, Mollusca, Gastropoda, Patellidae. Gene Ontology annotation, cellular component: membrane; m-AAA complex. The record is from RefSeq and is a predicted model, not a curated record.
AUGUUACAGGGUGUUAAAGGAAGAAGUGGUAGUGGUCCUGGUGGUAUUUUUGGUUUUGGACAAUCAACAGCUAAAAUAAUUAAAGAAGAUAUUGGUGUUAAGUUCAGAGAUGUAGCUGGUUGUGAAGAAGCAAAGUUAGAAAUUAUGGAAUUUGUUAAUUUCUUGAAAAAUCCACAGCAAUAUAUAGAUUUGGGAGCCAAAAUUCCAAAAGGGGCUAUGUUGACUGGCCCUCCAGGCACGGGAAAAACUAUGCUAGCCAAAGCAACAGCAGGUGAAGCUAAUGUACCUUUUAUAACAGUUUCUGGUUCUGAGUUUUUGGAGAUGUUUGUUGGUGUUGGUCCUUCCAGAGUAAGAGAUAUGUUUUCUACAGCCAGAAAGAAUGCACCAUGUAUUUUAUUCAUUGAUGAAAUAGAUGCUGUAGGUAGAAAGAGAGGGGGGAGAAGUUUUGGGGGUCAGAGUGAACAAGAGAAUACUUUAAAUCAACUUUUAGUUGAGAUGGAUGGUUUUAACACACAAAGUGGUGUAGUUGUUUUAGCUGCCACAAAUAGAGUCGAUAUACUGGAUCCUGCUUUAUUACGGCCUGGUCGCUUUGACAGACAAAUUUAUGUACCUGCUCCUGACAUAAAAGGAAGAGCAUCUAUAUUUAAUGUACAUUUGAAACCUUUGAAAACAGAAGUAAACAAGGAAAAUUUAGCUAAAAAGAUGGCUGCCUUGACUCCAGGUUUUUCAGGUGCUGAUAUUGCAAAUGUAUGUAAUGAAGCUGCCUUGAUUGCUGCUAGAGAUCUGAAUACAUCCAUAGGUCAUGUACAUUUUGAACAAGCUAUAGAGAGAGUAGUUGCUGGAUUGGAAAAAAAGACGCAAGUUUUACAACCGGAAGAGAAGAAAACAGUAGCUUAUCAUGAAGCUGGUCAUGCGGUAGCUGGUUGGUUUCUGCAACAUGCUGAUCCUUUAUUAAAGGUUUCUAUUAUACCAAGAGGAAAAGGUUUAGGAUAUGCACAAUAUUUACCGAAAGAGCAGUUUUUAUACACCAAAGAACAGCUACUAGACAGAAUGUGUAUGGCAUUAGGCGGAAGAGUAUCAGAAGAAAUAUUUUUUGGUAAAAUCACAACUGGCGCACAGGAUGACUUGAGGAAAGUUACACAAAGUGCAUAUGCUCAGGUUGUACAUUUUGGUAUGAAUGAACGAGUUGGAAAUCUCUCUUUUGAAAUGCCACAAUCAGGAGAAAUGGUGUUUGAUAAACCUUACAGUGAGCAAACAGCACAACUUAUAGAUGAAGAAGUUCGGCUUAUGGUAAAAGAUGCUUAUAUUAGAACACUGGAUCUGCUUACCACACAUAAAUCAGAGGUAGAAAAGGUAGCAAUAAGAUUAUUAGAAAAAGAAAAAUUAGAUAAAGAAGACAUGUUACAAUUAUUAGGUAGCAGACCAUAUGCAGAAAAAUCGACAUAUGAAGAAUUUGUUGAAGGAACAGGUUCUAUUGACGAAGAUACUACACUCCCCAAGGGCUUAGAAAGUUGGAAUAAGGUUAAAGAGAAUGAACAGAAUGAGAAAGCUGUCACAUAAUGGGAUUUAGGCAAUAAGAUGGAGUGGGAAAUAGUUAGAAGUGUAAAUCAAUAACCAAACUACUUAAUGCUAUAUACAUAUUUCAAGAGUAAUAUAUCUAUCUGUGUGAAUUUUUUGUCCCCCGCCUUUCGAAGAAAGCAAUGGGACUAUUAAAAUGGGUAUGUCUGUCUGUGUCUGUCUUUCUGUCACACUUUUUGGGACACAAUAACUCUCCUUCUAAUUGAGCUAGAAUGUUCAAAGUUGGUUUAGGUGUUUUUUUUAGGGAAUGCCUUGAUGGAGUUUGAUCAUGCGCAUUUUCCACUAAGGCUAAGCAGAGAUAAGCAAUUUGAUUGGUUGAGACUUUGGAACACGAUAACUUUGGUUCUAAUUGGGGGAGAGCGAAAAAUCUCCUGAGUAUUGACUAUGUCGUUGAGAAUUUUCUGCUUAUGCUAAGUAGUGAAAAGCAAUUUGAUUGGUUAAGACUUUGGAACAUAACAAUUCUGCUUUUAAUUGAGAUAGAAUGUUUUUAACUUGAUGUAGAUGUUCAUUAGGUGAAUGCUUUGACUGAAUGUUCAAUGAGUAACAUUACCGCCUAAAGCUAAGCAGGGCCUAAGUAAUUUCAUUGGUCGAUACUUUGAGACAAGAUAACUUUGAUUCUAAGUGAUGAAACUUAGUGUGUAGUGUCACUACCAGGUACUUCAAAACAUUGACUGAGUCUGAUUGUGAACAUUUUAUGCUUAGACUAAGUAUAGAUAAUUAGUUUGACUGCUCGAUACAUUUGAAAAUGAUAAAUGUGCAAUUAAUUUGUAUGUGCCAUCUAUUUAUUUUGGGAUUUCGGCGGGGGACUUCAGCCUCAUUUGUUGUCCCCCGCCUUUCGAAGAAAGCAGGGGACUAUUAAAAUGGGUUCGUCCGUCUGUCUGUCUGUCUGUCUGUCUGUCUGUCUGUCUGUCUGUCUGUCUGUCUGUCUGUCUGUCUGUCUGUCCGUCCGUCCGUCCGUCCGUCCGUCCGUCCGUCCGUCCGUCCGCCCGCCCGCCCGCCCGUCCGUCCGUCCGUCCGUCUGUCCGUCUGUCCGUCUGUCUGUCCGUCACACUUUUUGGGACACAAUAACUCUCUUCCUAAUUGAGCUAGAAUGUUCAAACUUGGUGUAUGUGUUUAUUAGGUCAAUGCCUUGAUGGAGUUCGAAGAUGAGCAUUUUCCGCUUAGGGUAAGCAGAGAUAAGCAAUUUGAUUGGUUGAUGCUUUGGGACACGAUAACUCUCUUCCUAAUUGGGCUAGAAUGUUCAAACUUGGUGUAUGUGUUUAUUAGGUCAAUGCCUUGAUGGAGUUCGAAGAUGAGCAUUUUCCGCUUAGGGUAAGCAGAGAUAAGCAAUUUGAUUGGUUGAAGCUUUGGGACACGAUAACUUUUAAUUGAGCUAGAAUGUUCAAACUUGGUGUAUGUGUUUAUUAGGUCAAUGCCUUGAUGGAGUUCGAAGAUGAGCAUUUUCUGCUUAGGGUAAGCAGAGAUAAGCAAUUUGAUUGGUUGAUACUUUGGGGCACGAUAACUCUCUUCCUAAUUGAGCUAGAAUGUUCAAACUUGGUGUAUGUGUUGAUUAGGUCAAUGCCUUGAUGGAGUUCGAAGAUGAGCAUUUUCCGCUUAGGGUAAGCAGAGAUAAGCAAUUUGAUUGGUUGAUGCUUUGGGACCUGAUAACUUUAGUUCUAAUUAAAAGGGAGAGUGAGGACACUUGGUGUAUAGCUUUAUUAUAUCAAUACCUUGACUAAGUCUCGAUAAUGAGCAUUUUCUGCUUAGGGUAAGCAGAGCGAUAAGCAAUUUGAUUGGCCGAGACUUUGGAACACAUUAACUCCUUUUCUAAUUGAGCUAGAAUGUUCAAACUUGGUGUAGGUGUUUAUUAGGUUAAUGUCUUGAUUGAGUUCGAAGAUGAGCAUUUUGUGCUUAGGUUAAGCAGAGAUAAGCAAUUUGAUUGGUCGAGACUUUAGAACACAAUAACUCUCAUUCUAGUUGAGUUAGAAUGUUCACACUUGGCAUAGGUGGCUAUUAGGUGAAUGCCUUGAUGGAGUGUGAAGAUGAGAAUUUUUUGCUUAGAGUAAGCAGGGAUAAGCAAUUUGAUUGGUUGAUGCUUUGGGACACGAUAACUUUAGAUCUAAUUAAGUGAGAGUGAGGACACUUGGUGUAUAGCUUUAUUAUAUCAUUACCUUGACUAAGUUUGAUAAUGAGUAUUUUCUGCUGUCAUGUCAUGGCUGAGUUCAAUUAUUAACAUUGGUCGAUGCUUUGGGACAAGAUAACUUUGAUUCUAUCUGAUAGAGAGUGCUGAAACUUAGUGUAUAAUUUGAUUGCUCGAUACUUUUGAAAAAAAUAAAUGUGCGAUUAAUUAAUGUGUCAUCUAUUUAUUUUGGGAUUUCGGCGGGGGACAUCAGCCUCACUGUUGGCUUGUUUUUACCUAAUUUAGUCGUAGCAUUAAAAUAUGCCACAGUUGGUGAUGUCAUGAACUUUGCAGCAGGACAGAAUGACAUAUAUGUCCUGAAAACUAAACGGUUCGUAUAUUGGUGUUUGUAUUUGGACAUAAACUGUAACACUUGUUCAAGCUGUUAUUCCUUAGAAUGUUUUCAGAUUUAGUGCUUUGAAGUUAUCCGUUUACAUCUAGGGACAUUGGGUUUACCUCUGAAGUAAAUAUUACUAUUUUUAUACGCCCACAUAGAAAUGUGGACAUAUAUUGCCGUCGCCCCUGUCUGUCCGUCGGUCCGUCCAUCGUCCACAAUUUCUUGUGAACGCUCUAACGCCAAAAGUUAUCAUCGAAUUGUUUUAAAAUUGAUAUAUGUUGUUUACAUUAGUGAAAUGAAGAAGCCUAUUUAAUUUCAAUAAUUUUUGUUUAUAACAUCUAGAGUUAUGGCCCUUGUUUCACUUUGUUGAACCUUGUUAACGCUCUAUAGCCAAAAAUUAACAUCCGAUCUUUGUGAAAUUUAUAUGCAAUAUUUAAAUUAGGGAAACAAAGAAGCCUAUUAAAUUUCAGCUAUUUCCGUUUAUUACUUCUAGAGUUAUGGCCCUUGUUUCACUUUGUUGAACCUUGUGGACGCUCUAAUGGCAAAAGUUAACAUCCGAUCUUUCUGAAAUUUAUAUGCAUUAUUUAAAUUAGUGAAACGAAGAAGCUUAAUGAAUUUCAACAAUUUCUAUUUAUUAUGUCUAGAGUUAUGGCCCUUGUUUCACUUUAUUGAACAUUGUGAACGCUCUAAUACCCAAAGUUAUCACCCAAUCUUUGUGAAAUUUAUAUGCAUGAUUUAAAUUAAUGAAACGAAGAAGUCUAUUGAAUUUCAGCUAUUUCCGUUUAUUACUUCUAGAGUUAUUGCCCUUGUUUCACUUUGUUCAACCUUGUUAAUGCUCAAUUGAUGAAAGUUAUCAUCCGAAAUGUAUGAAAUUAAAUUAGUAAGGAGAAGAAUCCUAUUGAAUUUCAGCAAUUUCCAUUUAUUACUUCUAGAGUUAUUGCCCUUGUUUCACUUUGUUCAACCUUGUUAAUGCUCAAUUGAUGAAAGUUAUCAUCCGAAAUGUAUGAAAUUAAUAUGCAACAAUUUCUGUAGAUUACUUCCAGAGCUGAGACCCUUGUUUCAAUUUGUAGAACCUUGUGAUCCCUCAAACGGCAAAAAUUAUAAUCUGAUCUGUAUGGAACUGUCUUGUAAAGGCCCCCAAUUACCUACAAAGGAAUAAAGAUGUGACAACCCUUGUCAACUGCUCGGACGAUUUAGCUGCUGUGGGCGUAUGUUUCAUUGCCUGGCAACUUAUCUUAUUGUAUGUUAGAAUAAGAAUAUUUGGCAUUGAGUUAAGUUCUAAUGUGUUUCUUUAAUAUGGAAAUAAUAUUAACCCAAACUAACGUAAAAGCAUUUCAUGCAGCCUUAAAAGUUGUUUGACCCUGUAAUUUAACCUUAAAUAUAGAUAUUAUGUGGUUUUCCUUCAACUUAUUUAUUACUGCUUGCCAUAGUAGAAUCUUGUGGACAACCGUGCUUCUUGUAACACUAUUUUAUUUAUUUACAUCGGGAAGAGGAGCAUAAAUACACAUGCACAUAGUCAAACAUCAACAAGGUACAUUAGUAUUGUAUAUGACUAUAUUUUAACCAUUCCGCCCUUCUGCCUCGGCAGCGGCUGAACUUGGAUUAACCCAUUCGCCGGUCUCUGCUCCUCUUUUCUCCUCCCCGCUUGUCUCUAUUUCUCUGUCAGUAAACUGGUGGUUAUAUACCUUUCAUCUGGGUCUACUCUCACAAGAUCAUUACUAUAUAUGACAUUUACAAGUUAUCUUAAUUUCGCUGACUGAUAUAAAUAUAGAUAUAUAUGUGUAAUUGAUAGUCUUUAAUUAGUGCGUACGUUUGUAGAACAAAGUGUAUAGUUGAAAAGCCAAUAUCAUCUAUUAUCAAAACCAGCUAGCGUCAAUAAAUUCACUGCAUCUAAA